This is a messenger RNA of Populus trichocarpa (black cottonwood), 2184 nucleotides long. RefSeq names its product probable folate-biopterin transporter 8, chloroplastic. Bases 278 to 1936 code for a protein of 552 amino acids. NCBI's taxonomy places the organism in Eukaryota, Viridiplantae, Streptophyta, Magnoliopsida, Malpighiales, Salicaceae. Gene Ontology annotation, cellular component: membrane. The record is from RefSeq and is a predicted model, not a curated record. The transcript has 2 exons.
GCACUAAUACAAGGUGUCAUCGUCUGCCUGGAACCCUCCAAGGCUCCCACCCUCUCUGUCGGUCUCCUGCAGUAUACAAAACCCCUUCCUGUUUCCUGCAGUCUUCUAGUUUUUUCUCCUUCCUCGAAAACUUCACUCUCUUUCUUCUCUCAGCAAACCUUAAGCCUUAAACUGUGGAUCUUAAUGUCGCACCUCCUGUUUCCAACUCACAAACUGAGUCAAUCUAAACUGCACCGACAAUCCUAGUAACUUCUUAACCUCCUGAUAUUCAAGAACCAUGAUUCCUUUAUCAAUUGCCAGUCGAAGUCCAGUUACGAAAUUGUCUCCAGAUAACCCAAAAAUACAAAUAUCCUCUUCUACUAAGCUAUCUCACUUGAAAGCAGUUCCAUGCUCUUUUCACAGGAAAAACCCCAACACUAUUUGCAACCCUGCAAAGUCCAAGACUCAUCCUUUUGGCUCUGUAUUAAUAACCCCAGAUCACGUUUCUCAUAAGAAAGGCAAGAUAAACCGGGGAUACGAGGAAAGAAGAGAUUCUGGCCAUGUGGGUAGCCAACAGAUGCUGGGUUUGUGUGGGUUUGGGUAUUGGAUGCAGGGGUUUAGGAGUUUUCCUUGGCUUGCUCUCAACUUCCAUAUGGCUCACAAUCUCAACUUGCAUCCAUCACAAUUGCAGCUUUUGCAAAUCUCUGGUAACCUUCCCAUGGUGGCCAAACCUCUUUAUGGACUCCUCUCUGAUGCUUUUUACAUUGGAGGUGCUCAUAGAGUACCUUAUAUUCUCAUGGGAGUCUUUUUGCAGGUGCUGGGUUGGGGGCCGCUGGCAUUGAUCCCUGUUGCACGGGAAGCCCUUCCGAUUCUUAUUUCAUGCAUUCUUAUCAGUAAUCUUGGCGCUUCAAUCACAGAAGUAGCAAAUGAUGCUCUUGUCACAGAGUAUGGCCAAAAAAACAGAAUUGGAGGCCUCCAGUCUUAUGCAUUUAUGGCUUUAGCUGUUGGUGGAAUCCUAGGCAACUUGCUAGGUGGUUGUUUCUUACAAAAAACACCACCCCAAACCAUGUUUCUUGUAUUUUCAGUUCUUCUCUCUCUUCAACUAGCAACUUCAUCAAUAGUAAGAGAGAAAUCGCUUGGUUUAUUAGAACCAUCAAAUCACAACCUUGUGAAGACAUCAAUUUGGGAGAAUACCAGAAAACAGCUAAGUGAUCUUAAAACUGCAUUAAACGAGGACAGCAUCUCCCACCCUCUCACUUGGAUCGUAGCUUCUAUUGCUACAGUUCCGGUUCUCUCAGGUUCCAUCUUUUGCUAUCAAACACAGUGUCUGCAUCUUGAUCCUUCAAUUAUUGGAAUGUCACGUGUAAUUGGCCAGAUUAUGCUUCUUUCCAUGACUGUACUCUAUGACCGUUAUUGGAAAGAAGUGCCUAUGAGGAAAUUAGUUGGUGCCGUUCAGUUUUUAUAUGCUUCUUCUCUUCUUCUGGACUUUGUUCUAGUGAGACAGAUAAAUCUUAAACUGGGAAUUUCCAACGAGGUAUUUGCUUGUUGUUUUUCGGGUUUAUCUGAAAUACUUGCUCAAUUUAAGCUCCUUCCUUUUUCAUUGCUAUUGGCUAGUUUAUGUCCUCAGGGUUGUGAAGGAUCUCUUACCUCUUUCUUGGCAUCUUCGUUGUGUUUAUCAUCAAUUGUCAGUGGGUUCUUGGGUGUUGGGUUAGCUUCUCUGAUUGGAAUAACAUCUGGUGAUUACUCAAGCCUGCCAAUGGGAAUUUUGAUACAGUUCUUUGCAGCAUUAUUGCCUUUAGGAUGGAUUCAUCGUGUACCCAUGUCCGAACCCAUUGUUGAGAAAGAAAGAAAGCAAGGUAUGAGUAAAAGAACACGGAAAAAUAGAAGGGUUGGAAGAGUGUUGUUAGGCUCUAUUUAUGUUUACCGCCGGGAAAGAGAAUCUGAUUCACAGAGAUAAACCAGCUAGCAUAACGAUAACAUUUUCGUGGACAAAGAGGAGUCUAAGAUCGGGACAUUUGAAUUGUCCAAGUCUCAUGUCUUCGCACCCAAAUUAAGCCCAUUUCAGCCGCAGCUAAGAUUAGAAUGAUCCUUUAAUUGGUGCAAGUCCUCUGGCAAAGGUGAUCCUUUGUUUAAUUUCAAAUGGAUUAUUGUUUCACAAAUGUACACGCAUCAGUUACCAGCUCCAUUCAAGCAGGAAGUUUUCUU